Molecule: messenger RNA, 8019 nt
Organism: Loxodonta africana (African savanna elephant)
Lineage: Eukaryota; Metazoa; Chordata; Mammalia; Proboscidea; Elephantidae
Gene: GPR183
Product: G protein-coupled receptor 183
Exons: 2
Coding region: 154-1239 (361 amino acids)
Biological process (GO): B cell activation involved in immune response; G protein-coupled receptor signaling pathway
Cellular component (GO): membrane
Molecular function (GO): oxysterol binding; G protein-coupled receptor activity
Source: RefSeq, a predicted model, not a curated record
GUGAUAGAAAAAAAAAAGCCACCGCCAUAAAAGGAUGUCUGCAUCAUCUCUCUUGAAACAACAUGCCAAGGUUAACUUUCAGUGUGGGCACAGAGUGACUGCCACUACACAGAGGACUGAACCAGCCACCGAUAUAGAACGUGCACACCACUGAUGGAUUUUAAAAUGGACAACAACUUCACCACGCCCUCUACAACUCCACAGGGACCGAACUGUGACCUUUACACACAUCAUAACACAGCCCGGGUACUAAUGCCUCUGCAUUACAGCGUCGUCUUCAUCAUUGGGCUUUUUGGAAACUUACUAGCCUUGGUGGUUAUUUUUCAAAACAGAAAAAAAAUCAACUCUACCACCUUAUAUUCAACAAAUCUGGUGAUUUCUGAUAUACUUUUCACCACUGCUUUGCCUACACGGAUAGCCUACUAUGCGCUUGGCUUUGACUGGAAGAUCGGUGACGCCUUGUGUAGGAUAACUGCCCUCGUGUUCUACAUUAACACGUACGCCGGUGUGAACUUCAUGACCUGCAUGAGCAUUGACCGCUUCUUUGCUGUGGUGCACCCUCUGCGAUACAACAAGAUGAAAAGAAUUGAACACGCAAAAGGCGUCUGUGUGUUUGUCUGGAUUCUAGUAUUUGCUCAAACACUCCCACUACUCAUAAAACCUAUGUCAAAGGAGGAGGCUAAAAGGACGACAUGCAUGGAAUACCCGAACUUUGAAGACACAAAGUCUCUUCCCUGGAUUCUGCUUGGAGCAUGUUUAAUAGGAUAUGUCCUUCCGCUCGUCAUCAUUCUCAUCUGCUAUUCCCAGAUCUGCUGCAAACUCUUUAAAACGGCCAAGCAAAACCCGCUAACUGAGAAAUCUGGCGUAAACAAAAAGGCCCUCAACACCAUCGUUUUUAUAAUCCUCGUGUUUGUUAUCUGUUUCACACCUUACCACGUUGCAAUUAUUCAACACAUGAUUAAGAAGCUUCGUUUUCCUGAUCCCCUUGACUGUAGCCAAAGACACUCGUUUCAGAUCUCUCUGCACUUUACUGUGAGCCUGAUGAACUUCAACUGCUGCAUGGACCCUUUCAUUUAUUUCUUCGCAUGUAAAGGCUACAAGAGAAAAGUUAUGAAGAUGCUGAAACGCCAAGUCAGCGUAUCCAUUUCCAGUGCCGUGAGGUCGGCCCCUGAAGAAAACUCCCGGGAACUGACGGAAACGCAAAUGAUGAUACAUUCCAAGUCUUUAAAUGGGAAGUAAAAAGGAACCACAUCUUGGAUUUACAGCAAAAUAAACUGUACGAAGAGUGUGCAAGACUUAUAAAGCGAAAUGAUUAUUCAACCUCCAAUCAGGAUUCCUUUAAAAAAGAAACUUUCAUUGUGCUCUAUUCCCCCCCUCCAGCUUGAAAGUAAACAGAUACACAUUUUACAGUUCAAGAGAACUACAUCAAGCACAGCUCUCAUUUGUGAAUGAAGUAAUAUGCCAAAAGGGACGCUAUCGUAAUAGCUCUCAAUUGUAAAAAGUUUUGUGUCAAUGAAAAUUUAGUUGAUAUCUCCUGCCAAUAAUCUGGCAAAAAAGACUGAUUAGAUUGUAUAUUGCCAAUGUAAAAAUGUUAAUAUUGUAAUAUAGUUCUUUAAUCCAUGUCUCUUAAGCAAUUUUAGAUUGUAUCUCCUCAAUAACACAUUUUUUCUUUUGUUUUGAAUCAUAAACCUUUGAUUCAAAGUACUCUUUUGGAAUAAAGAGCAGAUAGCUACAAAACUUUGAGUAUGUCUCUAAUGCUCACUGUCCAUUACAAACAUAAAUUUCAGGGAGAAUAUAAUGAACAAUAGAUGUGAAAUAGUAACAUUAUAAACAACAGUGGUGACUAAGGCAAUGGAAGUAUUGAGAUAUCCCCAAAACAGUCUACACAGUAUUUAAGAGUUUACUGUUCAGAAAUAUGGUUAAGAACUUUACAUGGAGGUACCCAAUGGGAGGUGGAGUCCCUGGGCAGUGCAAAUGGUUUACACACUUGGCUGGUAAACAAAAGGUUGGAGGUUCACGUGUACCCAGGCACACCUCAGAGCUAGGGCCUGAUGAUCUACUUCCAAAAAAUCUGCCAUUGGAAAUCCUACCGGGCACAGUUCUAUUCUGACCCACGUGGGGUCAGUAUGACUUCCAAUUAACCCAACAGCAACUGAUUUUUUUUAACCCUUGGGGAGGAAGGUCCACUUGUUACAUUCUUCUUGGGAAUGAAGAAUUUUCACAUAUACUUGGUUUUCUCUGUGUCUCUAGGGGAUCGUUUCUUUUUCAGUCACUGGUUGGUAAUAUCCUGUAUUUGUAUUUCAAUAGUUGGUUAUCAGAAAAUUCGGGGACAAGCGGUGGCAGGAAAUGUAGUUCCUGCUUGCCUAAGUAAAACUCAUUUCAAGAUUGAUAAGUAGUAAAACGUAAAAUUAUAAACUUAGAGAUCCCACGAUUCUUUCCAACACUAUAUACUUACUCAGAAAAAUACCUGACUAUGGGUAGCAAGACCUUUGCAAGUAUAGUCAACCUGUCUGCCAGCUCAAAUUUGUUUUAUCCAUCCCCCAAAUUACCCCAACAAAGUAUCUCUAUUGACAGAUGAUACCAACAUUGAUAAUGGAACAUAAAAAAUGAAAUGCUCCAUAUUUUCAAAUGUAGAGCUUGUACCCUCUAAGACUUUGCAAUUUAGACAUAUUAAAGGACAGAGCUAAUUAGCCAACAUGUGAAUUUAGAUAAAGAAAUAUGUUCAGCUCAGAAAUAACUUUAUAUUUCAAGAGGAAAAGCAUUUACUCUUUCCAAUCAGUUAAAAAAAAAAAAAGUAUAAUACAAUUUUAGAAGAGGAAACACCAAGCUUAAAUUAGCCCUUAAGAUGGUCUAUUUCGGUCACUUUUCAGUUCAUGGUAAUUUACCAUCAUCUGUAAAGCUAAAAAAACAUUUGGUCACUGACUCUAAGUGAAGAACGAGCAAUAGGGCAGAGCAGAACUGCCCCUUAGGGUUUCCAAGGAGCAGCUGGUGGACUGAAACUGCUGGCCUUUGGGUUAGCGGCUGUAGCACUUAACCGCUAAGCCACCGGGGCGCCUAUAUGAAUUAGAAGUGAACCUGUAACAUGUGAUCCAUUCUUUUGAAUCCACGCAGGACAAAACUCAUACUCACGAGAACAGUUGCUAAGAGAAGUCUGCUUUACAUUAAACUUUGAAAAAUGGAUCACUUAAAAAAUAAUCUUCAAAUUUCUAUUUAAUUAAAACCUUAAUUAGCUAGGUCUGAACGAUUACUAAAAGUUUACCACAGGCUACAUUUCCAUGCCCUCUACAGGCAUUAUCUCAUUUAGUCCUUAUGAGAAGGAGUCCCCGGGUGAUGCAAACAAUUAAGUGCUUGGCUACUAGCUGAAAGGUUGGUGGUUUGAACCCACCCAGAGGUGCCUGAGAAGACAAUCUGCUUUUGAAAGGCUACAGCCUUGAAAAUCCCAUAGAGUACAUUUCUACUCUGAUACACAUCGGUUUGCCAUGAGUCAGAAUUGACUCAAUGGCAACUAAUAACAGACCACCUUAUGAGAUGGGUACCAUUACCAUCCCUGUCUUAAUGACGAGGAAGAGGAUUCAGGCCACAAUGAGUGGUGAUUCCGGAUUUAAACCCAAAACAUCUGACCCCAGUGUCUGUAUUCUGACUCAGACGUCACCAUUAACUGAAAUAUGCCCAUUAAAAGACAGGUCCAGUUCCACCCUCUUGCCUGGGCUCCAUUCCCCUAUUUCCUAUGGCCUCCCACGCCUUGGACAUCUCACCAUGACCACAUCUGAACUUUAAUUCAUCAUCUUUCCUCUAAAGGGCCGCUAAUUUCUCUGUAAACUCAAGCUUCAUUCUCCCAGUCACCCAAAGGUGAAACCUGAUUACCCUUCUCUCACCCGUGGUAUCUAAAUCCUGCUUAAGUUUCUCUGCCCAAUAUCAUCAUCUCUCCUCUAAAGGGCCGCUAAUUUCUCUGUAAACUCAAGCUUCAUUCUCCCAGUCACCCAAAGGUGAAACCUGAUUACCCUUCUCUCACCCGUGGUAUCUAAAUCCUGCUUAAGUUUCUCUGCCCAAUAUCAUCAUCUCUCCUGCCCACCUUUUCUUUGCCUGGUAUCAUCACGCUAAGUCCAGACGCUGGCCAUCUUACAUCUAAAUAACUAUAACCUCUUUCUUGCUGGUUCCCUCAACUAGAGUCAGAAACUUUAGCCGUCCUUUAAGACGCUGUAAUUGAAGCUAGCAGGUUAAAUUAUUAAUAAUAACAAAUACCCACUAACAGUUAUGUAUGUAGCACAGUGCUCUAAGCACUUUACAUAUACAAGCUCAUUUAAAUCUCACGAUAAUUCUGUGAGGUCCAUCCUAUCACUCGGCGCAUUUUACAGAUGAGGAAACUAUCCUCUUAGAGAAGAUGACUAAUUUCCUCAGGGUCACCAAGCUAGUAUCUGGCAGCCUGGCUCCAUCGGUGUUUGCAGUACAUAGUCUCUCUUAAGCAUGUAGAAUUCUAAGUCCCAGGUCCUCAAAGAGCCUUGAAAGACACACUUACUGCUCACCAAAUAUCCACGAACUCCCUCAUGUUUCCCAGCCCCAUCAGUUGGGUAGGUGAGAAUAUGUGACUACUUUUGGCCAAUGGGCUGGGGGCAGAAGUGACAUGUCACUUCCAGGCUGAAGCAUCAGAGAGCAGCUCAUCUUUCCUGCCACAGGGACCAGAUGUUGCAGAUAGUGAAACCUUCGUCAGCCUGGGUCCUUGAAUGAGUAAGUGGAGAACCCUCCACUCCCACCCACCUGUGUUGGACUAGUAAUGCAAACAAGAAAUAACACUUAUGUUUUGAGCCUCCGAGGUUUCACGAUUAAUUUGUGGCUGCAACAUAGUCUAUUCUGAUUAAUACAGAGUUUUUAACCCAUUAGAAUGAAAAGACCAAUUCACAUAACGAAAGGAAAGGAAAAUGCAGAAACUCUCUAGUUCUCCUGGCAAACAAACACAAUCUUCCUUAAUCCACUUUCACUGUGUCAUUUCAUGCUCAAGGAUUGAGAAUGUUCCCCCCAUGACCCACCGCAUCAAGUUCAAGUUCCUCUGUCAUACUUUCAAGCCUAAUUUCCUUCCAUUGCCUGAUAUGUUCUCUUUAAGUGAGUCUGGUUGGUUCUGUCACUAUCCCAUGGGUAUAACAGGUACAGUAAAACCUGCGAAAGCUGGAACCUGUGUAAGGCAGAAACCUGUCAGAGAAGGAAAGCUCAAAUAUUUUCCACUAAGAGAGAGAUAGAAAAGUGGUAAGCCUGCACCCUGUUAAACAUGGAAAAGUUGCAAGACCCAGAAAAAAAAAAAAAAAAAGGGCAGUUCCAGCUCUCACAGGUUUUGCUGUACUUGGCUCUCGGUGGUUGGGUUGUUCUGUUUCCUCUACUUUACUCGUUCUGUACACUUACAUCCAAAUCUCAUCUCCUUCUUAAAUUCUUCUUUGCCUGAUUUUAAAGCCACCCAUCUUCCUUAACUUACUUGGAUUUUAUAGCCACAUAUUUUUAAGUUUAGAUGUACGCACGUCAUCUUACAACAAAGGAAGAAAAAAAAAACUACACUGAACUGGAGACCUGGGGCCUGGUUCUGGUUUGAGCGCUAACCAGCUAUGUCACCUUCAUGCCAUCUGUGCGUCUUCCUUAGUUUUCUCGUCAGUGAAACAACAGUGUUAGAUGAUACAUAACCUCUCUGCAAACCAUAAUACUGCCCACGGUUUAUUAUUUCAUGUGCAUUAUUUUUGUAUGUCUAGACUGAAAUGUAAGCUCCAGUAGGGCUGGGACCUUGCCAUUUACUUCCUUCUAUUCUAGUAGUACUGAGCACAGUACCUUGUAGCUAGAUAAUGCUCUAAAAUGUAUGUCGACUAAAGGUCAUCAGAUAUUGGCUGAGGAUACUACACAUGGUUUGUAUUAUUACCGUCUGAUGAAGGAAAUAAGAGGUUUAUAUUAUUGCAUGUAGCUACCGGUUAGGCAGCAAGAGAUAACAAACGUGUUUGGGACUGAAACCUUAGUUACGGAGAAUACAUUAAAUUGGAAACUGGAACAGUACUUAAAUCAGUCAGGAUUUCUUGUUUUUAAAAAGUUUUUGUUGAGAGCAUACUUUUUUCCCUUCUUCCCAUGCACGAAAAAAGCAACAUACAUGACUACUUAUUUUAUUCCUGAUAAUACACAUCCAGGCUGUUCAACUCAGAGAAAUCUCUGCAACACUGCAGUUGUCAGAGAGAAGAAACCAUAUGAGGGCAACGUACAUGGAAAAGUACAACUCUCAGUUUUGGUUUUGUUUUAAUACUUUAUCCUCCUCAACAUUCUCAAAGCACUUCUCUUCCUCUUCAUUUGUACACCUACUGUGCCACUUCUCGCUGUUAAUAACGCUACUUAGAUGUCUUGUGGACUCAACUAGCUCGCAAGCCGCUCUUGCGGCCAGCGGCCACAGUACUCUGUCUCCCAUGGUACCUACCACAGCUGAUCCAAAACAAGAACUCAAAUUUUUCUGAUUGGCUUUUAUCAGUUUUCUCAGAGUGUCAGAACAUUUAUUUCUGGGUUUCUGCCUCUUGUAAGCAUGACUUUUCCCAUGCAAGUUUUGAGAAGAAAAAAGUGUAUCAGAAUGAAACUACCUGGAGGCUACAAAAGGGCUGUGUUUUAAGUCUCACUCUCCAAAAAGUAACAUCUUGAUGGGCUGAUAUUGCUUGAGGGCAGCAGUUCCAGGAUUUCCCCCCAUGUUCUACAGUGAAAAGUUUGCUUUGCACCAUAGUGAAAAUAUAUGGGGUUACUGCCGGUAUGAUGGCUUAAAAAAUAAAUACAAACUAGAGUGUCAUGUACUGGCCUUUCAUGUAUUAUAAUUCAAGAGAGUAAUGAAAGUGUUUCCUAGUGCCAUCUCAUGCAUUAUUGCCCAUUUUCUCCCCAUAAAAGGAGCAUGGGCAAGGAAAAGGUCAUGCAUUUGGACACUACUGAUUUUGUUUAAAGAAUAGCUGUUAAAAGGAAGACAACAAAAACAGACCCACAGACAUGACACCUACGUAACAAGAAACCUAAGCAGCCCUGGUUUUUAGACCUAUCCAUCUCUCAGGGGCUCUAUCCAAAACAUGGUGUAAGUCUGAGGCAGGAGCAGAGCUGAGGGGCACUGCAGGUCCUGGCCAUGCAGAAUUUAGGGAGCAAAUGGUAAAAUGGAAAAUGGGGAAAAAGGGGGAACUACUCGUGAAUGAAUAAAAAGAGUUACUUUGUAGCUAGUUAGGAUCUCACUUGCUCCUCUCAACUCUAUGAGGCAAGUAGGAGAAAAAAAAAAAAAUUAUUAUUUAUUAUUGUUGCCAUGGUAGAGCUGAGAAAACCACAACUGGAGACAUUAGGUGAGUUACCCCAUGUAAGGUAUAGAGUGAGAAUUUGAAUCAACUCCAAGCUCUAUAAUCUCUCUCCUGUAAGUAACUGCUGUAAAAUAUUUUUUCCCAUAAAUGAGUCACUGCAGAAAAACAAAAAAAUUACUUCAGUAAAGGAAGACUAGGUAAAGAAGAGAGAAAUCACACAUUUUGAAUCCCUUGUCCUGUUCAUCUAUUCCUUUCUCCUUUUGAAACUUCACUUCCUUGUCUAAAGGAUUCUUCCAAUAAGGUCAAGGUUCAAAUUAAAGUAGGAAAACGAGACAUAAAGAAGGACAGCACUCUUCCUUUAAGAUAAAAGGAGACAGCCCCCUUGGCCAUGCAGGAUCUCGUCCCACUAUAACUAGCGGAAACACUGUCAAACGUUCCCUGAUACCACAGUUUCUUUGUCUUUUCUCUCUCCCUCUUUUUUCCUUCUUGUCUCUUUUUAUUUUUUUAACUUGCUUUAAAAAAAAAAAAAAAAUGCAGAAGCAAAUCCUAAGAGAAAAUAAGGAGAAUCCCUUACCAGAUCACGUUUUACUCAGCGCAGUCUGGUCUCUGAGACUGACAACAGAGCAAGGGUGGCCUGCUUCUCGCAAUCUCUGACAUUGCACAAGCUGUUGCUUUUCCUAGUAUCUCAUGGUAAGAUUCACUUGGUAAUAAAAGAGGAAGGAAGACUGUCUGGCUGAAUAAAACA